Messenger RNA from Musca vetustissima, 579 nucleotides. RefSeq names its product keratin, type I cytoskeletal 9-like. The record is from RefSeq and is a predicted model, not a curated record. The transcript has a single exon. Bases 1 to 579 code for a protein of 192 amino acids. NCBI's taxonomy places the organism in Eukaryota, Metazoa, Arthropoda, Insecta, Diptera, Muscidae.
AUGAAAUUCUUCGUUUGCGUUCUUUCUUUGGUUGUUGCCUUGUUGGAACCUUCACAGGCCACAUUUGAUGUAAUUGCCAGUGUACCUUCGGCAGGAGGGUAUGCUGGCGGCUAUAGUGCUGGAUAUGGUGGAGGUUAUGGUGCUGGUUAUGGUGGAGGCUAUAGUGCUGGAUAUGGCGGCGGAAGUUAUGGUGGCAAUUAUGGCAGUUAUGGUCCCAGCUAUGGCAAUAAUGUUAAAGUUGUCAAGUUGACUGUAGUUCCAAGUGGCUCAUUCUCAGCUGGAUCUUAUGGUGCAGGAUCGUAUGGUGUUGGUUCAUAUGGUGCUGGUUCGUAUGGUGUUGGAUCUUAUGGUUAUGGUGCUGCUGUGGCUCCUGUAACUGCUGCCGUCACUACACCGGUCGUUACUGCCGUUACUACCCCUGUCGUUACCUCAACUGUUGGCGCAUAUGCCGGUGUCGGUUCAUAUGGUGUUGGAUCUUAUGGUGCUGGAUCAUAUGGUUAUGGCGGAAAUAUUAUUCCUUCUUAUGGUUAUGGCAACACCUUUGGACAAGGUUAUGGAGCAGCUGCUGGAUGCUUUUAA